Messenger RNA from Microdochium trichocladiopsis, 1761 nucleotides. RefSeq lists its product as uncharacterized. The transcript has 3 exons. Lineage: Eukaryota; Fungi; Ascomycota; Sordariomycetes; Xylariales; Microdochiaceae. The coding region runs from base 1 to 1761 and encodes 586 amino acids. The record is from RefSeq and is a predicted model, not a curated record.
AUGUCCCAUGUUGAAGCUCGAUGGAUAGCAAACAGCCUCGACAGCCUCGAGCAGCAGGCCUUCUCGACGACCAGAGGUUCUCGUUCCUCUUGGGACGUAGGCGACCUGUCGCUGCUGGAGAAGCUGCUGAGCCAGUACCAAGAUCAGCCUGUGCAGCUCAACUUCGUGGCUACCUGUAGGACGGAAGCUACUGCUCGCUGUCCAUCUCAGGCCUCAGGCUCGGAACUUUGUCAACAGGUCGAGAGGCACAGUGAGAUCGAUCCGGAUCGAGGCGACGACAUGGAAGGUGACGAAGGUUACCAGACUCAGCACAUGUUGGCAUCGCCUCCAAAGAUACCAGUACGCUUCAGCUCUCUCAGCAAGAUACAACGAGAACAGAGGCGGGCCCAGUUCUCACCAUCUCCACCGUCUCUUCCCAACGCCAUGCUACAGGCUGCCAUACUGGGCAGGCAGAUCGACAUUGUCGACUACCUCAUCACCGAGUUCCGAUGGUUCCUCUCCAUUGACGAUGCCAUUAUGCACGCAGUCCUCCUCGCCGGCGAUUUGGGAACUCUUAGGAUUCUCUACAGCCACUAUCCUCGAAUCAUCAAUUAUCGAUUCCAAGCAAUGCCCAAGUCAGCGGCUAUCGACCUCUCUUAUGUACGUCCUGCCCCAGUACGCGGCCCCACGGUCAGUAUCCUUGAACAAGUCAUGUCGAGGGGUCACUUGGGACUUGCGUAUCACGACUUUGCCCUUUUCCUCGUGGAGCACGGCGCAACCAUGGACACUGAAGGAAGCACAUCCCACGGUACCAUGUAUCAGGCGAUACAGACCCGGCAGCCCCUCUCGGUUGUCCAAGCCUGUCUGAAGCGCGGCAUGGCCCGGAUUUGCAUGGCCAGUAUCGAGCUAGCUGUGCAGAACAACGACCACGAGACGCUCCACCUCAUGUUUGCCAGCAGUCGGCCAACACGGGACGAGGUCUCGGACCGAGAGAUCUUGCGCCUUGCAGUCCCUUUCACUGACACAGCCGAGCAGGGCGAACGCCCGAGCUGCAGUCGGAUGCUCAGGGAGUAUGUCCUGGCCCGGCAAAUCCACAGCCGUACACAGGCCAAGAGGAGGAGGAUGAGCAGCUGCCGGCCGAUUUCGGUACUAAGCACCGCCAGCCAGGGCUAUUCCAUCUUUCCAGCUCUGGCAGAGCUGGAGUGUCCAAUGGAGGCUGCCGACGACCUCAUUGCGACACCUAUGCUGGACUGCUCAGAUGGUCUCCCUCGAACGCGGCCUCCCUCUUACACGAGCUUCGUAUCGCAACCCCGAGAAACAAGCAGCCCAAGCCCACCAUACAAGGCUGUACCUGAGCACUCAUGGUUCCGGAGGAGGUGCAGGUCGCGGGGCACCUGCUGCGCACGCAUGGAACUUCCCCGCCUCCUGUCGGCCAGUGCACAGGCUUUUCGGACUUGGUAUGAGGAGACAAGUCCUCUGUUGGAGUGCCCCGAGGAGGAGGAAGACGUGAACACGGCAGGCGAGAAGACAACGAGCAGCAGCAGCAAAAACAACAACAACGACAAGCACGCCCACGAUACCCACGAAAGCCACGGCAACUGGGCCAUCAGACCAACCCAGGAGAGCCUUGCCACGACAACCUGGGACAAGGGCAAGAUGGCGUCCUCGACCACGGUGCACACGGUGCAGCACCAGAUGAAGAGGACGAGGCGACUUAUACCCCCCAAUGACUCGACGUCACUUCAUAGCUCAGACUAUUCAGCAAAGAGAUUCUCCUUGUAG